ACCGUAUGAAAGGGCAGGAGUUUCAAGUGUUCCAACAGUCAAAGGCGGAAAAUUCUAAGAACUCGAAUAUUGUGUGAAAACGAAACAAACACGCAAAACGAAAAUUAUUGGACUGAAAACAAGAUGUGCGAUAACAACAAGGAACGUUACGUAAUUGUACGUUUUAUAGACGAUAACUCAAAUUCUAGUAAACUUCUUGAUUUGGUCCCACUCUCAUGGGUGCACGGAGAUGAACAGAACGGAUAUACCUGCCUAUACCCAGGUUCAUGCGAUUACGAGCACAUGGACAGCUGGUUAUUAUCAUUGAAAGAGCCCGAGCAACAUUGGGAAUCUUUUACAAUAGAAGUCAUUGCAUACGCAAAAGACUUGAAACAAGGGAAAAGGCGACUCAAGCGAGCCUUUAAGUCCGAUGAAAUUAAAUGCACUGAUGAAGACGGAUGUGAUGAAGGCCAACUUAUUAAAAUGUCCACAGAUGUCCUCGAAGAAAGAUUGAAUGCUGUAAAACCCUUAAAACACUGGAGUAAGCCUUCUUCGGCAUCAGUAAAUUCGGCAUUAGUAAACCAGCCAAAAACGAAGAACAAUUCAGCAUUGUUCCGAAUUUUAAUUGCUGGUGAUACAGUCGUAAAAGACAGUAUUGCUAAAACUUUAGAAUCAGUGAUGGUCAAAGCGGUCGAAUUGCAAUAUUCGGGAACUGGAAAA
This is a messenger RNA of Temnothorax curvispinosus, 699 nucleotides long. RefSeq lists its product as uncharacterized. The transcript has 4 exons. The annotation marks the transcript as partial. Lineage: Eukaryota; Metazoa; Arthropoda; Insecta; Hymenoptera; Formicidae. The record is from RefSeq and is a predicted model, not a curated record.